Molecule: messenger RNA, 2470 nt
Organism: Lampris incognitus (smalleye Pacific opah)
Lineage: Eukaryota; Metazoa; Chordata; Actinopteri; Lampriformes; Lampridae
Gene: nup62l
Product: nucleoporin 62 like
Exons: 2
Coding region: 277-1953 (558 amino acids)
Biological process (GO): RNA export from nucleus; protein import into nucleus
Cellular component (GO): nuclear pore; nuclear pore central transport channel
Molecular function (GO): phospholipid binding; structural constituent of nuclear pore
Source: RefSeq, a predicted model, not a curated record
UUGCCUGUCUGACGCGCCGACGGGCCACGUUUCGGGUGCGUGAUUAAUAUUCAUUAAAAGCCACCGAGGCGGAUUAGUGUUGGGUUGUUUUCCGUCGGUACGAACUCCUCGACGCACUCGUCCCCGAGGGCCGAGCAGUAAACCCGGUGGUUUCGGCGGAAGCCGUUUUAUGUGUUGACCCGCCAAAAAAAGCCAGGAGGGGGCUCGGAGAUACGAGCUCGGGGAGUUUCCGCAACUUCGCUCGGUACGUUUCAUUCGUUUGUUUUAGGAAGGAGGAUGACUAGCGGAUUCAAUUUUGGUCAGCCCUCUAAUACGGGGUUCACUUUCGGGACCCCCAAGACCACCGCCGCAGCGGCCGCGGCGGCUGCGGCGGCGGCUCCCACCGGGUUCGGUAUGACGAAUUCCACACCUGUAGCCACCGGCGGCGGCGGCUUCUCUUUCGGGACCCCCAAUCCUGCCCAGGCUGCCUCCGUCCAGGGCAGCGCCAUGGCAACCGGGGGCUUCAGCUUUGGGACCCCCGCGAAAAGCACGGCAGCCGGCGGCGGGUUCUCUUUUGGGACUCCCUCGACCACGUUCAACCUCGGAGCGGCUUCUCAACCGGCACAGACGGGGCUCAGCUUGGGCUCGACAGCAGCGACGCCGGCCUCCGGGACAGGGUUCACACUGGGCGGGGGUCUCCAGACGCAGACCGCCGCUCCCGCCGCCGCCGCCAUGGUCGCCCCAACAGGGGGGGGGUUCAGCUUUGGAACUACCCCCCAGGCUCAACCCCAGCCUGCGGCGGCCCCGGCGGCAGCACCCAGCGGCCUCCCGGUAGGAGGAUUUAGCUUUGGUUCUGCCAAGGUCCAGGUGACCACUGCUGCAGCCCCCACCAUCACCACAGGUGGGGGUUUCUCCUUCGGCACCGGUGCUCCGUCGACCCUCACCCUCGGCGCGCAGCCCACGCCGGCCGCCACCGCUGCGCCCACGGCAGCCCAGGGUGGUGGUGGGUUUGCUUUCGGGGUCAAACCCUCGUCGACCCCCGCCCCUGCCACGACUACGCCAGCUUCGCAGCCGAUGCCGACGCUAGGCACUUCCCUGUUUGCUGCGCCAAUCCCGUCGGUCGCCCCCACCUUCGCCGGCUUUGCCGCGGCGACGUCAACAGUUGCGGCUGUGGCCCCGACAACAACCACGGCGGCCAGCGGGGGCCUGGGCUUCAUGAUCAAGCCCCUCGGGGCGGCUACUGCCACCAUCUCCACCCCUGCCACCGUCGCCACAACUGCGGCCCCUGCCACGGGCUUUUCAUUGGGCAGACCCGUGCCGGUCGCCACCGCUGCGGCCACCGCUGCGGCCACCAUCGCGACCGCCGCGGCCGCCGCCGCCGCCCCGGUGAUGACCUACGCGCAGCUGGAGGGCCUCAUCAACAAGUGGAGCCUCGAGCUGGAGGACCAGGAGAGGAACUUCCUACACCAGGCCACCCAAGUGAACGCCUGGGACCGCAUCCUGAUGGACAACGGAGAGAAGAUCACGUCCCUGCACAACGAGAUGGAGAAAGUGAAGCUGGACCAGAGGCGGCUGAAUCAGGAGCUGGAUUUCAUCCUGUCGCAGCAGAAGGAGCUGGGGGACCUGCUGUGCCCGCUGGAGGAGUGGGUGAAGGAGCAGAGCGGGACCAUUUACAAGCAGAACGCCGACGAGGAGCGCGAGAAGACCUACAUGCUCGCCGGGAACGUGGACAUCCAGCUGAAGAGGAUGUCGCAGGACCUCAAGGAGAUCAUCGAGCACCUCAACACGUCCAGCGGCCCGGCAAACACCAGUGAACCGCUUCAGCAGAUCUGCAAAAUCCUCAACGCCCACAUGGACUCCCUGCAGUGGAUCGAUCAGAACUCGGUUCUGCUCCAGAAGAGGGUGGAGGAUGUGUCCAAACUGUGUGACAACCAACGCAAAGAGCAGGAGAAGACUUUCCGUUUUAACAUGUAACUCGUGUGCGGUAAACUUGUUGCUGCACUGAUCCUCUCUUCUUCUUUCCUUUUACUAUUUCAGAAGCGGUGAGCAGGGAGGUACCUUCAGGUUGUCAGGUUUAUUAUUUUUUGAACACUUACCCACUUCAUUCAUGCCAGUGGGUAAUUGUUAUGUGGGCUCUUGUUUUGCCUGCCUUUUUUUUUUUGUGUGGCUUACAUCUGUGAAGGUGUGCUUUUUCGACGCAGUAGUGCUUUAACGUGUUGACCCGUUUGCUUCUCGAGAGACUCUUAUUUCUAAUCCCCGCACAGCUAGCUGACCGUGAGGCGUUGCGCCAGUUCCAACGGCCAGCGUAAAACCUGCAGGUUCUGCUGCGGUGCCAAAGGGACCGGUCCUCCGGAGCCCCCUCCUAACCCUGAGGGUGGCGGCGGGAGGGAGGUUUUCAUAGUUGUGCGCGUCAUCUCUUGCCAUGUACAGCGGAUGUGUAGUUAUAAUCCUUGUUUUUUUGGAAAGUUGUAAAUCGAAAUAAAAGUCAUGU